Messenger RNA from Salarias fasciatus (jewelled blenny), 1784 nucleotides. RefSeq names its product protein FAM163B-like. The transcript is spliced from 3 exons. The record is from RefSeq and is a predicted model, not a curated record. NCBI's taxonomy places the organism in Eukaryota, Metazoa, Chordata, Actinopteri, Blenniiformes, Blenniidae. The coding region runs from base 144 to 680 and encodes 178 amino acids.
GUUGCAUUAUCCUAGUGACUGAGGUCGACACUGAACUACAACCAGCGGAGAUCGGGACCUGAGCUCCACGGAGCAACCACUACAUAGAUGUGACCCGGCGAAUUCCUCUUAUCGCUGAAGGGUGUUGAUGGAGAGCCUUUCGAAUGACAGCCGGGACAGUGGUCAUCACUGGAGGAAUUCUAGCUACAGUAAUAUUACUCCUUAUCAUCGCAGUACUGUGCUACUGUAGGCUACAGUAUUAUUGCUGUAAGAAGGAAGAAUCGGAGUCGGAGGAGGAGGAGCCAGACUUUGCCGUCACGUCCCGCCUCCCGCCAGUCCACUCCAACCACAACAUUGUGGCGGCGACGGCCGCCGCCUCCUCCAUCCCGAAUGGCCCCGCCCUUUUCUCCACCCCGCCGCUGGCCAGGAAACUGACGCGGUCUCAGACCUUCUGCCCGUCCUGUACUCACUAUGAGAUGCCUUUCUACCUCCAGCCCCCCCAGCCUCAGCCGCAGCUCCUCCACCAACCGGACGGGCUGAGGAACGGCGGCGACCGCAUCAGCUAUCGGAGCGUCCAGCAGCAGGAUCUGGACCUGCCAGUGCCUGUGAACAUUUCAAACUAUCGGAAACCCAACCUCGCCCGCUCCGUCACCAUGAGGGAAAUGUUUCAACGCAGCUGUAGCAUCAGCACCGAUGUUUAGCUGGGUGAACUUGAACCUCGGUGUUUGGUUACAUUUAGAUGAGUUGUCAUGGCCAGAACCAGACUGUUCUCGUGUCAGACUGCGUUUUCGUCUGAUAGUUUAGUUUAGUCUGAUAUAGUCUGGAUUGCAGGAUGGAGGACUCAGAUGGCUCUCAGGACAGCUUCUUUUUCAAAGGUUCUAUACUCAGGUCCCUAACCUUCCAUAUGGGCCAGUAUAGAGUAUUUCAACCUAUUGGAGAUGUUUAAUUAUUGGAAAAUGUAAAUUUGAUUUGUUUUGAAUAGAUCUUUUUAAAUACAUAUAUAAAUAUAUAUAAAAGGCAUUUGUUUUCCAGUUUGAUCAAGUCAGUGUAGCCCUACUUGCUCUGGUCUCUUUCCACCUGGAACCUGAGGGGCAGAGUCUUGCCAUGUUAAAUUGAAGCAUUUUGUGGGGAAGAGAGAUGUUUCUCUUCCAUAGCUGCUAUAAAGAAAACAUGAUGAUGAGACGUUUCGUCUUUCCUGCAGUUGGACGAUCAGUUUGAUCCACAGAUUACGAAGAUUAUCCUAAAACACUUAAAACCGACGGACAGGAGGAAAGGUAACGACAUGUUUUAGCUCCCACCCACUGACACUUUAGGUAGAUUUAACUUAGGCCAUAUUAUAUAUUCUAAGACAUGAAGGGCUCACAGAAGAUAUUAAUUCCUGCUUGUUUUCCACAUCCUUUCAUUGAGGUUUCUAGUUUGACGGGAGGCUGGCUUCUCUGAGCUUCUGCUAACAACACACAGUGUAUAUACAGUAUUAUAUACUUCAGAGGGAUCAGUGUUCUUGCAGACAGAGUGAACCCGGUGCCAAAAGGAGCUGGUUUCUAGCAUUUGUGUGCAUUUACGUGAGUGUUCUGGCAUGCAAGUGUGUGCGUGUGUGUGUAUAUCUUGAUCAGUUGUUAUACCAGAGUUUUUAUUCCAUGCAAUUAAACACAAUCUCUCAUCCUUAUAAUUGAACCCAGAAGUGGGUUGCAAUAACAUUUUAAAUACUUAAUGUAAAGGAUGAACAGAUUGUAUUCUUUUUCUCACGCUACUUUACCCAAAAUUUAUUGUAAUGCAAAGAAUGACCCAAAUAGAUUAUAUGAAAA